AUGGCCUCCACUCCGUCCACGAUGACCCCCGUCCUCCUCCUCAAGACCAAGUCAACCCCCGGCGACUCAUACGAGGACCUCUUUUCGGAAUUUCAGCACAAUGGAGUUUCAUUUACACCGACGUUUGUCCCAGUGCUUCUGCAUUGCUUCGACGAUGAGGGCAUGUCCAAAGUUGCCGGCUUGCUCCGAGACCGUCGCAUUGGAAACGGCGAAGAUGAUGAAUAUGGCGGCAUGAUUUUCACCUCGCAGCGCGCUGUGGAGGCCUUUGUCAAGCUUGUUAAAGACGGAAAACGGGACGCUGAAGCUGCGAAUGAUGCCGAUGCCGCCAACUGGCCUCACCUUCAAGACAUUCCCGUCUACAGCGUCGGUCCUGCAACGACCCGCGCCCUCGCUGCGGUGCCACAGAGUCCGCCCCUAAAGGUCUUCGGCAGCCACACCGGCAACGGCGCUGCACUUGCUUCAUACAUCCUCCCCCACUACGCCGAGUGGUACUCGAAUCGGCCGGCCAAGCCUCCGGUGCUCUUCCUGGUCGGCGAGACCCGUCGAGACAUCAUCCCCAAAACCCUCACUGACCCGGCACUCCCCGACCCGGAGCGCAUCCCCGUCACCGAGACCGUUGUCUACGGCACGGGCGUCAUGCAGUCCUUCCCUGCUGACCUCGCCCGCAUCCUCGAAGACACUCGUGACGUCCGCACCCGCUGGAUCGUCGUCUUCUCGCCUACCGGCUGCGAUAACCUGCUCCGUGGUAUGGGCGUGCUGGACCUGGAAACGGGCAAGGUGCGACCCGACGCCCGCGAUGGAAAGACGUUUGUUGCGACCAUUGGGCCGACGACAAGGGACCAUCUCCGCACGCUUGGCUUUGAGCCCGAUGUAUGCGCCGAGACUCCCACUCCCGCGGGCGUGAUGAACGGUAUUGUAGAGUACAUGGCGAACCAAAUAUGA
Messenger RNA from Ilyonectria robusta, 942 nucleotides. RefSeq names its product tetrapyrrole biosynthesis, uroporphyrinogen III synthase. Gene Ontology annotation, molecular function: uroporphyrinogen-III synthase activity. The coding region runs from base 1 to 942 and encodes 313 amino acids. Lineage: Eukaryota; Fungi; Ascomycota; Sordariomycetes; Hypocreales; Nectriaceae. The record is from RefSeq and is a predicted model, not a curated record. Gene Ontology annotation, biological process: uroporphyrinogen III biosynthetic process. The transcript has 2 exons.